GGCUAGUCCCCCACUUCCGUUGUCCGAAUAUCCAAUUUUCUAGAACUUCUAGCAACUACCUAAUUAGAACUGAUUUGACAUUAACCAUGGCGAGCCUUUCAACAAACGUCCUGUCUCUUCCCCCCGGCACCAAGAGGAAAAGCCUUACCCCUCUUGGUACGUGAACUCUAGCGAAAACAAUUAUUUUGAUCGACCUACCUAGAGAAUAAUCCGGAAAUUCAUGUCAAGUCUCUCCUGGAGGCUAGGCCUUUCCACGCCCCUUUCCUUUACUGAUGUCUUCAGCAUCGACGAGCCUGAUUUGCUCGCGAUGAUCCCCGCACCUUGUUAUGGAGUAUUGCUUGUCUUCCCGAUCAACGAAGCAUACGGAGCUUCUCGUAUUCAAGAAGAUGAGGGCAUGGAGGACUACAACGGAUCCGGCGAAGAGGAAACUGCAUGGCUCAAGUUUGCUUUAUGAAAUCGGACGACCAUAACCUCUGGGAACUUGAUGGAUGCAAGAAAGGCCCACUUAAACGAGAUCUGAUCGGAGCCGAAGAAGACGUUCUGAGUGAGGCUGCCUUAAUUUAGGCGUACGGGAAUCCUUGAAUAGAGAGAAGAAACGAGGCUGCCAAGCUCUGAGGUUCAGUCUCAUUGCACUGGUGCCAAACUUAUCGGGUUAAAAACCUUGGUGACGUGGUAACUGGCCUAGCAAGGGUAAAGUCCCUGGCUAGGUGUGGAUUACGUGAGCCCUAAG
Molecule: messenger RNA, 730 nt
Organism: Aspergillus alliaceus
Lineage: Eukaryota; Fungi; Ascomycota; Eurotiomycetes; Eurotiales; Aspergillaceae
Exons: 2
Coding region: 221-454 (77 amino acids)
Biological process (GO): ubiquitin-dependent protein catabolic process
Molecular function (GO): cysteine-type deubiquitinase activity
Source: RefSeq, a predicted model, not a curated record